AACUGGCAAACGUGGUACUUCGAAAACAAGUUGAAGAGAGAUCACCAUAUAUGCGAAACAGAUGAGCUUUUUACUGUUCAGGAAAUAUUAGAACCUAACAAACAAUUAUGAGUUAACACACAGAUAUGAGGCAAAAAGGUCAUUAUUCGAACAUCAAAGGGGAUAUUAUUAUAUUAUUAUCUAGCAACAAUAGAUAUCUACGAUCUAAAAUAUUCAAAUCUAAUUGAUCGUUCACACGUACGAAUUUAUCAUGUUUAUCGAUAAAUGCCGUUUGCGUUUUUUUUAAUCUUUAUUGUCCCUUCGAACAUUCAUCACAUUGCACAUGCAUAUUCUGAGAAUCUAUGAGAAAAAGGCGGGGAAUUGGAAGAGGGGAAUGAUUACUUAAAAAUGAAUAUUAUAGUUUGAAAGAGCUAUAAUGUAGACGAACCACUUAUAGAGUUUUUGCUGUUGCAAAGGUAAUAUUAUGUUUUCUAAAUAAAUAAGGUAGUUGCUUGACCUAUUAUUGAUGUUGAAAGCUCGUUGAAAGCUCCUUUCAGCAUUCUUGGCUAUUUCACUUCGGUCAGUUUUUAAUAGCAGAGGAAUCCGCUGGGAAAACUGAUAUUCAUAGUCAAUUAAGAUUGGAGUCGAACGCAGCUUGCCACUUAAAGCCUAAGGUUGAAAUUAGACAAAUUACUUGGCAACUGAUGCCUCCUCAAGGUUUAAUUGAGAUAUCUCACGAAUUUUAAUGUUAUGAGAAGUUGAAUUGACUCCUUGGCUUUCCCAACCUGAAAAAGUUUCAUGCGUUAUUUCUUCAGUACCUUGAAGUAUAAAAACAGAAUGAUCAUUGAUGUAAAACAAGACUUUUUAAGCUGUCAGUUCAUUGAUAUUAUCAGAUAUGUAUUAGUUUAUCCCAUAUGAUUAAAACUAUUCUUAUUGAUAUCAGGUUAUCCAACGUGUAUUGCUGCACAAAGUAGAUUACAUCAGAAUUAAAUAUACUAGUACCUAGUUGCAUAUAAUAACGCUCUUAGAGAUAGUAAACCCCUUUCCAGCAAAACGUGCCAUACUUUUAUAGAAAUGUGAGAAAAGUCAGUAACUUUUAUCUGUUUUUCUUCUUUUUUCACAAUUUUAUUCAACCGAUAUCAUUUUUGUAUUUAAGUAGGAAACAUUUAUUUAUAUCAAAACCUCAGAAAUAGUGUUUUUCCAUAAAUGACGCCCAUAUUUCAAUGACUUAUACUUGUUUAUGAAGCUAAAUAUAAGUAUUUGCUUCCGACACAAUGAUCUAUUUCACUUGUAUUGAUGUAGAACAAGGAAGAAUUUAAAUUUUAUAUGACAAUGUUUAAAGGAGCCGGAAUAUAAAUACAGAUAGAAACUAACAAUAUAUAUAUAUAUAAGUUACUUUGAUUUGUAUUCUAACUGCAUGGCAGUUAACUAUAAAAAGUGCUUUCGAACUUAUGAAAAUGAAAGGUUUGACAACAAGGUGACAAUUGUUACGGAUGAAGAUGACGACCAAUCAGACUAUGAAGAAAUUGCCGAAUGUGUUGAAAAUCCUUCGGAAAAAGAGAAAAAGAUUCAAAACAAAUAUACAGAUUGGAAUAAAAGGGAUGCAAGUAAAUCUACUAAGUCAGAAAAUAAGAGUAAAGUCAAUGGCGACAAAACUGAAAGUAAACAAGACUUUGACUUAGAACUACCUAGGGUACAGAAAGUGAAACACGUGAAAGAUGUAAGCAAAACAUGGAGAACUGCAUGUUUAUUGAUUGCCUUUCUUUGUGUUGGGUUGUUGUCAGUUAAUGGUGUACUAUUGUGGUUGAUGCUUUCAUCAAAAGUUUCUCCUUGUGCACAUGUGCCAUGUUUUCAUGAUGGAAAUUGUUCUGUUUCCGGAGAAAUUGCUGUCUGCAUUUGCCAUAGAGGAUUUAACGGAUUAAGAUGUGAAGGGUCUCCAUGUGAUAACUUAAACUGUGACAAUGGUGGGACAUGCUUUCUUGAUGAAUUCCAGCCAAAGUGCGCGUGCAAAAAUGGAUUCACUGGUGAAAAGUGUACAAUAACACCAUGUUCAAGAAUCCCAUGUGAACAUGCUGGGACAUGUUCGGUGACAGGUUCGAAUUUUUCUUGUUCUUGUUUAAACGGAUUCAUAGGAAUACAAUGUGAAAUUUAUGAAGCUGACUUUGAGAACGACGUUGGCUCCAUGUUUAUUCAGGAUCUCAGUGACGAACACAACUGGACAGUACAUUCGAACUCAACACCUAGUAGAUUGACUGGUCCGUCUUCAGCAUACAAAGGAGAUUACUACUUGUAUUUCGAGGCAACAUCUGUCACUCGAAGAUCUGUUGCAAGAUUGCUGUCACGGGAUUUCAUUUUUGAAUCUACUGGAUGUCUGAAGUUCCAUUACCACAUGUAUGGUUCUGACAUGGGUGACUUGAUCGUAUAUCAAGAAAGCAGACAAAUUUGGAGGAAAGCCGGAGAUCAAGGAAAUCAAUGGAGGUUUGCCGAAAUUAGCCUACACGCUACAACUUUUAAUAGCUCAAAGAUAUCGUUUGAAGCAGUCCGUGGUACAGGAUACAAAAGUGAUAUUGCGAUUGAUGACGUGCAAGUACUUCUAAGAGGCUGCUGAAGUUAUUCAAUUCAAUUGAAUAUUGUUGUUGGUGGGUCUGUAAUCAAUCCUUGGAUUGAACCAACAACUGUGUUGGGAAAAGCUCAAUACAUCAAGAUACUAUUUACUGUGUGUGAUCUUUAAAAAUACAACGA
This is a messenger RNA of Mytilus trossulus (common blue mussel), 2721 nucleotides long. RefSeq names its product MAM and LDL-receptor class A domain-containing protein 2-like. Gene Ontology annotation, molecular function: Notch binding. The record is from RefSeq and is a predicted model, not a curated record. Gene Ontology annotation, cellular component: membrane. Lineage: Eukaryota; Metazoa; Mollusca; Bivalvia; Mytilida; Mytilidae. The transcript has 8 exons. Bases 1397 to 2587 code for a protein of 396 amino acids.